CGCCUGAGCCGACGACUACUAUUUCUUCGCACUCCCACACGCAUCAUAAGACCCGUCACUCCACCACCACUCCAACUCGGUCUGCACUGCGCACGCGCCGCCCAGCUACUACCCGUCACUCACUCAUAUAACGACUCCAGAGUCCAGACGGUCCAGGAAGCCAAUCGCCAGCCAGCCAGGAAGCGCGGCCGCACCAGUCCUGCACACGCCCAACGGCCUAAUAUUUGCGUAGCCGCUACAACCUACAGGAUUCUCGAUCCGUCAUCCAUCCGGUCCGGAUCUUGAUUCUUGCCAAGGCGUGCAAGAUUCCUGCUUCGCCGAGGUUAAAUUUUAGCCGCCGGCUGAGCUUCUGCGGAGAACCGGCAGGUUUGCUUGGUGCCCCCGAUUUGCCUGCUACUCGUGGCGCGCCGCUCCUAGGCGAAGGGAAGGAUCCGACUCAACAUGGCCGCCGCCGCUUCUACCAUGUCCCUGCUCCCGAUCUCCCAGCCCAGGAAGCAGCAGCAGCAAGGCGCGGGCGCCGUGGUCGUGUUCCAGCGGCGGCCCUGGGACGCGCGGCGGAGGCGAUACGUCGUCCCGACGGCGAGGUUGUUCGGGCCGGCGAUCUUCGAGGCGUCCAAGCUGAAGGUGCUGUUCCUGGGCGUGGACGAGGGCGAGGGGAGCAGCAAGCAUCUGCAUGCGCACCACCCGGCGCCGGCGCCGGCGCUGCUGCCGCGGACGUACACGCUGACGCACAGCGACGUGACGGCCAGCCUGACGCUCGCCGUCUCCCACACCAUCAACCGCGCGCAGCUGCAGGGCUGGUACAACCGCCUGCAGCGCGACGAGGUGGUGGCCGAGUGGAAGAAGGUGCGCGGCCGGAUGUCGCUGCACGUGCACUGCCACAUCUCCGGCGGACACUUGCUCCUGGACCUCAUCGCCGGCCUCCGCUACUACAUCUUCCGCAAGGAGCUCCCCGUGGUACGUACGUGUACGUGUGUACCUGUUCUGCUGCCCCCACAUGCGUGGAAACAUGUACACGAGGAUGCUGCAGAUUGCGAUUUGAUUUCUCCGCAGGGCCCUUGUUGUGUUCAGAUAAUCAGAUCGUUUAAGUCGUCAGUCACCGGCACCGCGGAUGCUUCUUAUCUUGCGGCUCUGCUUUUGGUGCAGGUGCUCGAGGCGUUCGUGCACGGCGACGGCGACCUGUUCAGCCGUCACCCGGAGCUGGAGGAGGCCACGGUGUGGGUCUAUUUCCACUCCAACCUGGCCCGCUUCAACCGCGUCGAGUGCUGGGGUCCGCUCCGCGACGCCGCCGCCCCCGCGCCCGCCGAGGACGACUCCACCGCGCCGGCCGCCGCCUCCAUCGCCAUGGAGGGCCAGAUGCCCGUGGGCGAGUGGCCGCACCGGUGUCCCCAGCAGUGCGACUGCUGCUUCCCGCCGCACAGCCUCAUACCCUGGCCGAACGAGCAAGACAUGGCCACCGCCGCCGGCCAGGUCCGACAGCAGUAGUGAAGCUGCACCUGUACCUGUACGUACGGAGGAAGAGCCUUUGCCGCAGCUAAUAAUACACUACUAGCGCGUUGUUUGGUUUGCUAUUGCUAGAUGCAAGCGUGUGCGUGCACCGUGCAGUGCAGGUGUGGAGUGGCGUCAACACCUUGCAUGCACGCGCUAUUCUUUAAUUGGUAGCUUAGCUCAGCUCAGCUCAGUUCCACUUCUACACCUUCGUAUUUGGAAGUAGCUUGGUUGAGGUUGGGGGAUGAACAUUGUGGUCUUGUUAUGGAUGCCAAACCUGCAAAGAAUCUGCAGGUGCAUACAUGUUGCUGCAAAGUGGCACUCGGCACUCGGCAGGCAAAGUAUCAUCGGAUGUAGUACUUACAUAUUUAUGUACUCCCCUUCCCAAAAGGAUAAAAUAAUGGUUUAAAUGGUUCACAUUUAAUCAAAUUUCUAAUAAAUAAUAUUUAUAUUUAUAGUCA
Molecule: messenger RNA, 1949 nt
Organism: Zea mays
Lineage: Eukaryota; Viridiplantae; Streptophyta; Magnoliopsida; Poales; Poaceae
Product: senescence-inducible chloroplast stay-green protein 1
Exons: 2
Coding region: 442-1485 (347 amino acids)
Biological process (GO): chlorophyll catabolic process
Source: RefSeq, a predicted model, not a curated record